AUGUUCGUUCAGCAAGUCUUGCUCGGUUGCCUUGUCCUGGUGGCGGCCACCCAGGCUCGUCCUCAGUAUGGAUACGAGCAUCCGGUCGGUGGCAUCGGCUCUCCGUCGGACAUCUUCCUCGGCGGCGGUGGCGGUGGAUCGAGUUCCUCUGGCCAUGGCAUCGGUGGCUCUGGCAUCCAUUCGGGCUCUGGCUCUGAGCCCAGCCUGGUAGCCAUUCAGCCACAUCGCGGUGGAGACAAGUACCUGCCUCCGGCUAGCACCACUCAGGCACCGAUCAUCAACAAGAAAUUCUAUCUGGUUUCCGCUCCCGAGGAUCACAGCAACGAUGGCAAGGUCAAGCAUCUGGUGCUGGGACGUCCACAGAAGAACUACCGUGUGGUGUUCAUCAAGGCCCCGGCCGGUGAUAAUGCCAAUGUCAAGUACUCGGCCGAGUUUGCGCCACAGGAGGAGAAGACCGUCAUCUAUGUGCUGAGCAAGAAGGACAAUGAUCUGGAUGCCAGCGAUGUGGCCACUCCGGCACCCACGCAGCCCAGCAAGCCCGAGGUGUUCUUCAUCAAGUACAAGACCGACGAUGAGGCUAAGCAGGCCCAGCAGGAGAUCCAGGGACAGUAUGACAAGCUCGGUGGCACCAACGAGUACCAGGAGGAUAACAAUGCUCCCAUUACCUCGGUGAUCGGUAGCCUCGAUGGCCUGAAUCCCGAUGGUAGCUACAACUACAGGCAGAUUGCCAAUCGUCCACCCAGUGCCCAGUAUCUGCCCAGUCUGCUGAAGCACUAG
Drosophila serrata is the source of this 777-nucleotide messenger RNA. RefSeq names its product TweedleY (gene TwdlY). NCBI's taxonomy places the organism in Eukaryota, Metazoa, Arthropoda, Insecta, Diptera, Drosophilidae. Gene Ontology annotation, cellular component: chitin-based extracellular matrix. The record is from RefSeq and is a predicted model, not a curated record. Gene Ontology annotation, biological process: chitin-based cuticle development. Gene Ontology annotation, molecular function: structural constituent of chitin-based larval cuticle.